AUGGAGAGUUUCAACUUAAUGAGGUGGAAUGUUAGAGGGUUAAAUAAGAGGAAUAAGCAGAUGCCCAUCUUAGAUAUCUGCGGGUUGAAUAAAGUUUGUAUUGGGGCUCUCCUUGAAACAAAAAUUAAAGGAGAGAAGCUUAAGGAAGUUAUGGGUACUAGUUUUACAGGUUGGGAUUACUAUAGUAGUUCGAGAUUGGAGGGUAGAAUUCUUUUGAUUUGGAAGGCUUGCUGGGUUAAAAUUGAAGCUAUAAAGGAUCAUGAUCAAUUUAGUCAUUGUAGGGUUCGACUUUGUACUACAGACCAAGACUUUUGCCUUACAGUUGUUUAUGGCUCAAACCAGCUGGAGGCCAGGAGAUCUCUUUGGACUGAGUUAGCCAAUUUAACUUUCCCUAUUAAACCUUGGCUAAUUGUAGGUGAUUUUAAUGCAGUUUUUGAUUCAAAAGAUAGAAUGGGAGCUAGGGCUAUAACAAUGAAAGAGCUAGAAGAUGCUAGACAUUGGAUUGAUCUUGGCAUGGUGGAAGAAAUGAAGAUAAUGGGUUCGUUUUAUACUUGGUCGAACAAUCAGGAAGGGGGAAAUCAUAUCUUCUCCAAGUUAGACAGGGUGUUCUUCAAUGAGGAUUGGCUGGAUUCUUUUCCUAAUGUCAGUGCAGUUGCGAAUUGGGAGGUAGUUUCAGAUCACUGUGUUAUCCUUUUGAAGCAAUUAUCAGUCCAAAAGAGGGUUUUCAACCGUUUCAUUUCUACAAUAUGUGGAUUGGCCAUCCUCAAUUCAAGCCAACAGUCUUGGCUAACUGGAGAUGUUUUCAGAAAGUAUGAGGAAAGUAAAAGAGCUUAUCAACAAGCUAAAUCCACUCUUUUCUCAGACCCGAAGAAUCACAGUUUAUGUUUGGUUGAAAGGUCCUCUUUUCUGGAGUUUAAGAAGCAGGAGAAAAUAUAUGCCGGUUUUCUUUAUCAGAAGAGUAAGAUAGAUUGGCUCCGUUUUGGUGAUGAAAGCUCUUCAAUGUUUUAUGCUAGUAUGAAGAAAAGGAAAAUUAACAACAGGAUAGUGUCUUCUGUAACUGAAGGAGGCAGAGUAGAAGAUAACUACCCAAAGGUGAUUAACCACUUUGUUCAACAUUUUCAGUCUUUCUUGGGUUGCUCAAGUAAAACUUCAGGUCAUAUAGAUUCUUCAAUAAUAGACUUGGGUCCGAUUAUGAACUUUGAAGAUCAAUUGGAGCUGAUUAAGCCUUUCUCUUAUCAAGAUGUCAAAACUGCCAUGUUUAGUAUAAAUGCUAUCAAAAGCCCUGGUCCAGAUGGUUUUGGAGCUGGUUUCUUUAAAAGUCUAUGGACAGACAUAGGGAAAGAGGUGUCUAAGGCAGUUCUUGAGUUCUUUGACACAGGAUAUAUUCCUAAGUCUUUGAAUAGUACUAUUUUAGCUCUCAUUCCUAAGGUUGAUCAUCCUACAAAUGCUACUAAGUAUAGACCUAUUGCUUGUUGUGCUACUAUGUACAAAUGCAUCUCAAAAAUGCAUUAUCACAGACUGAUUUAUGUUCUUCCUAAGUUGAUCAAUCAGAAUCAAGGGGCUUUUAUUAAGAAUAUAUCUCUUGCUCAUAAUGUCCUUAUUCUUCAAGAUCUAAUUAAGGGUCAUAAUAGAAGACAAAGUUCUCCUCGAUGCUUGAUGAAGAUAGAUAUCAGUAAAGCCUAUGAUUCCAUAGACUGGGAUUUUUUUAGAGAACAUGCUGAAAGCAUUCAGAUUUCCUGGCCGUUUCAUUAG
This is a messenger RNA of Humulus lupulus (European hop), 1752 nucleotides long. RefSeq lists its product as uncharacterized. Bases 1 to 1752 code for a protein of 583 amino acids. The transcript is spliced from 2 exons. The record is from RefSeq and is a predicted model, not a curated record. NCBI's taxonomy places the organism in Eukaryota, Viridiplantae, Streptophyta, Magnoliopsida, Rosales, Cannabaceae.